AUGGGGGGUGAGAGGGGUCGUGGAGGAACAGAGAGGGGCUCCAAGGCAGCCCUGGCGCUCCCUGGGCUCAGCCUCCCUGCCCGCCCUCGGUGCCAAUCCCAAUCCCAACCCCGUCCCGUGUGCCCCCAGAACUUGAAGAAGAGCUGGCACCCCCAGACCCUGCGCAAUGUGGAGAAGGUGUGGAAGGCGGAGCAGAAGCAUGAGGCCGAGAGGAGGAAGAUCGAGGAGCUGCAGCGGGAGCUGCAGGAGGAGCGGGCGCGGGAGGAGAUGCAGCGCUACGCCGAGGACAUGGGCACGCUGCGGAAAAGGGAAGAGAAGCUGGAGUGGAUGUACCAGGGCCCCGGGGGGAUGGUGAACAGGGAGGAAUAUCUCAUGGGGCGCCCUGUGGACAAGUUCAUCUUCGAGAAGGCCGAGGACAAGGAGGCAGGAUGUUCCAGUGAGACUGGGCUGCUCCCAGGAUCCAUCUUUGCCAAGUCUGGGGCCAAUUCCGUGCUGGACAUGGCCAACAAAAUCCGGGAGGACCCGCUCUUCAUGAUCAGGUGCUGGGAGGGAGCUCCAGGGAGGGAGGCCCUGGCUGGGAACUGGGCUGUGGGGCUUAGAAACACUGCAGAGACAUGUUUAUAUGUGUAUUUUAAUUUAUACAUGUUAGAAAUGCCUUUAAAUUCGAAAAUUUGGGGCGUCUGUCAAUUUUUAUAA
Messenger RNA from Neopelma chrysocephalum (saffron-crested tyrant-manakin), 696 nucleotides. RefSeq names its product pre-mRNA-splicing factor CWC25 homolog. The transcript has 2 exons. The record is from RefSeq and is a predicted model, not a curated record. Bases 1 to 696 code for a protein of 231 amino acids. Gene Ontology annotation, biological process: mRNA splicing, via spliceosome. NCBI's taxonomy places the organism in Eukaryota, Metazoa, Chordata, Aves, Passeriformes, Pipridae. Gene Ontology annotation, cellular component: U2-type spliceosomal complex.